Molecule: messenger RNA, 1917 nt
Organism: Puma concolor (puma)
Lineage: Eukaryota; Metazoa; Chordata; Mammalia; Carnivora; Felidae
Source: RefSeq, a predicted model, not a curated record
AUGGCAGCUGAAGUGCAAAUGGUACUUUAUGAAGAUGAUUCCGUGCAAGUGCAAUAUGCUGAUGGUUCCAGACUACAGCUUUCUCCUUGUGGCUCUGAAUUUUUAUUUGAAAAGGCACCUCCUGUUUCAGCACAUCCUUUAGAACGACCAGAAAGAAUUCGUCAAAGGACACAUUUUGUUAUCAGCACUUACCAAGAGCAACUACAGCGAGCCCUAGAUUUUCGAAAUUCUUUUGCUACUUGCCCUUUUUUAUCUGAAAGCAUCAUACCUUCUGAAAGAAAAAAGCAUAUCUUCAUUGACUUCUCAGAAGUCAGAUGGCCCAGUCCUGAUACUGAUGAUGGCAUGCUGUGUAUGCAGAGCGGCACCGUGAAGAUAUCAUCAUUAGAUGGGCAUGCAUACCUUUGUCUGCCGAGAUCGCAGCUUGAAUUUACAGUACAUUUUUUGUGUAAAGUAAGCCAGAAGCCAGACUCAUCUAUAGUAUUGUCAGAAAAGAAGAUUCAAGCCAGAAAGGACAAACUAGAUGAAACAGCAGGCAAAAUCUGUACAUAUGGAAGUUUAUCAAGACAGAGACUGAAGAAUAAAGAAAACGAACUUUACUAUCAGACCAUGAAAUCCAAGGAACCUUUAGAGAAAAAGAGCUGUGUAAAUGGAGCCGAAGGGAGUGGCGAGCCACCUCUGCCUGGUACAAAACACAUGUGUGUAUACACGUGGGUGAAACAAUGCUGGCCUGUGGCCUCCUGUCCAGAGGAAUGGAAAUAUCCCUUGUCUUUAGCACUGCAUUUGCAUGAUAAAAUCAGCAGUGUGUCUAGAAUUGAUGCAGCCAUCACCCAGAAUAAAACUUUGACUUCUGAUAUUUCAGAGGAAAGAGGAAAAGAGGUUUCUGUUCUUCCCAGGGCCCUGUUACUCAGCUGUCCUGUCCCACACCUGCACAGGUGGAAUUUUUGUGAUUCACUUUCACAAGGACAGUUUGAUGAAGAAUAUUCCUAUCCUGAACUAGUGAAAGUGGUUUGGUACAAAGGUGUAACUUAUCGACUUACCCAUAAAAAUGUGAACUCAAUAGAGAUUUAUCCUGGAGAUGGCUCUGUUUUCAAAUCUGAGGGAGCUUAUUUUGGGAGCUAUUUUACUUAUUAUUCCAUUCAGGAAGGAUCAGAAGAGAAAGAAGAGAAAACUUAUUCAGUAAAUAACCUUCCUCCUGAUAGACCAGGAAGUCUGUUCUCUGUGUGUUCUCUAAUUAAACAGGCAACCAGAAUUCUUCAGCACUGUGCGAAGACAAGGCUUUCUUUAAGCCAUAACUAUCGUAUAUGCUGCUGGAAAAUGGUACCUGGGAUAAAUGAUAGCAAUAUACUGCCUUUACUUUUGAGAGAAUCGCUCAUACCCAGCGUGGGAAGAUUUCUUGCAUACUCUGAUGACAAAGUACAUGCUCUCUUUUUAAAUGGCAUUACUCUAACCCUAAAUUGGAAUUUCAGCUCUUUUACUGAAAAGAGACAGGUAAAUCAAGGUCUCAACUUAGCUUGGUGUAAGUUAACUUUUCCUGAUGGGCAAGAUCAGUUAAUUCAUAUUGGACACCCUGGACCAUAUGAAAGAUAUGUGACAGCAGUCGUAUCAUGGUGCAGAAGCCUGACCCAGACUAAUCAGAGAGAGAUGCCCACACAUUCUUCAUCUUCUAUUCUUGAAGAAAAUUGGUCUGUGGCCUCUGAACUUGAAAAGAUAAAGAAGUUUAACUUGUUACUGGAGAAUAGUGGUAUCCUAAACCAGAUUUCCAACAAAGAAAAUGAACAGUCAUCUGAUCAUUAUGAACCAAAACCUUCAGAAACCUUGCUGGAAGAAGUUAAUGAAAAGAGAGUAUCAGUGGCAUUGAAAAAAACCUCUGAAAUCCUUCAGGAUAUUGACUAUCUUCUAUUAAAUUCUAAAAAGUGA